AUAAGACGAACAGAGCUUGCUUCAUCGCUGGCAGCUAUAAAAGAAGGCCCACUUUCGCUGAUUGACCAGGGGGCGUCUCAGGCCGAAACGGAGGCAGCAUGAAAGUUCUCAUAGUGUGCACACUGUUCGUGGCUGCGGCGCGAGGUCGCCUGAUGGCCCCGUCGUCUGUACAGCCGUUGUCCGAAGAAAUGAUAAACUUCAUCAACAACAUCAAGACGACGUGGAAGGCUGGCCGGAACUUCGACGAGAACGUUCCUCUCAGCUACAUCAAGGGGCUGAUGGGCGUACACCCUGACAGCAAGAACUACAGGCUGCCGCUCCACUAUCACGACGAGAUCCCUGAUGAUCUGCCGGAAUCGUUCGACGCCCGCGAGAAAUGGUCCCACUGCGACAGCAUCCACCUUAUCCGUGACCAGUCCACGUGCGGGUCUUGUUGGGCGUUCGGAGCCGCGGAAGCCAUGUCCGACCGAAUCUGCAUCCACACAAAAGGCAAGGUGCAGGUGAACAUCUCGGCUGAGGACUUGCUCACGUGCUGCGACAGCUGCGGUAGCGGAUGCAACGGCGGGUAUCCCUCUUCGGCAUGGCAGUUUUACAAGGACGAAGGCAUCGUUAGCGGUGGCCUAUACGGUACCGAUGAUGGCUGCCAGCCUUACUACUUCCCGCCCUGCGAACACCACACGGUUGGACCACUGCCUAACUGCACAGGAAUCAAACCAACGCCAGAGUGCGUCCAGACAUGUCGCAAAGGCUACGAGAAGAGCUAUACUCGGGACAAACACUUUGGUAAAAAAGUUUACUCACUCUCCAGUGACGAGACCCAGAUCAAGACUGAAAUAUACAAGAAUGGUCCUGUGGAAGCAGACUUCACUGUCUACGCCGACUUCCCAUCGUACAAGAGCGGCGUUUACCAGAGGCACAGCGAGGAUGAGCUGGGAGGUCACGCAAUCCGAAUCCUAGGCUGGGGCACUGAGGACGGCGUGCCAUACUGGCUGGUGGCAAACUCCUGGAACGAGGACUGGGGAGACAAAGGUUACUUCAAGAUCCGCCGGGGAAAUGACGAAUGCGGUAUUGAGGAUGACAUCAACGCCGGCAUUCCCAAAGAGCCCAAGGCAUAGUCAACAGAAUCAACGUGGAUUGUAAAUAAUAAUAAAACGUUACGUUUUGAA
Messenger RNA from Dermacentor andersoni, 1166 nucleotides. RefSeq names its product cathepsin B-like. Gene Ontology annotation, biological process: proteolysis; regulation of catalytic activity. Lineage: Eukaryota; Metazoa; Arthropoda; Arachnida; Ixodida; Ixodidae. The record is from RefSeq and is a predicted model, not a curated record. Gene Ontology annotation, molecular function: cysteine-type endopeptidase activity.